AGAGGGGACCCUGAGACAACACGUCCCACGCCAGAGCCAGACAAGCCAGGGAACUUAGAUUUGACGCCAAGUAGCCUGCGAUGAAGAUGACGGUCAGCCGAAUGCGUUUGAAGGCAGUCUGAGCGCAUUGUUUCCAGCUCCGUUGCAUAUGGGAUUUCCAGCCGUGAUGUCUGCAAUAUUUCGCUCUUUGUUUCUGGUUCUAUUCAGCCUGCUGUCGGUAGGUGCCCAAACGGAGAUGAAGAAGGUCGUUGGGGACAAUGCUACCUUACCAUGCCACCACCAGUUCCCAUCAUCCAACUCUCUUGACAUUGAGUGGCUACUUCAAAGACCAAACUCCAAACAGAAAGUGAUCAUUACUUUCUUCGGGGGCCAAGUGUACACCAAUGAGGCGACGAGCAGCGAGGCCAGCCGUCUGUCCUUUGCUGGGGAGUACCUGGGGGGAGACGCCUCCCUGCUCAUCAGUGACCUGCUGCUGACUGACUCUGGGGAAUACAACUGUAAAGUCAAGACUGGGGGAAAGUAUCACUGGAGCCAGGUCAACCUCAUUGUGCUGGUCAAACCUUCCAAACCAAGGUGCUGGAUGGAUGGUAAACUCCUGGAAGGCAGCGAUGUCAAGUUGAGCUGCAAGUCCAGUGAAGGUUCAGAUCCCAUCAGCUACAAGUGGGAUCGAGUGCUGGACAAAGGCAAGAGUCUGGGCAAACUGCCAAACCUGGCACUGAUAGAUCUCAAGAACCCAGAGAUUGUGACCCUGAGGAAUCUUACCAUGGACAGCACAGGUGUCUACAGGUGCACAGCCAGCAAUGACGUGGGAGAGGAAAACUGUACCAUUGAGGUCACAAUGCAGCAUGUGAGGGAUGUAGGUAAGGUAGCAGGUGCAGUGGUGGGAAUAUCCCUCGGUGUCCUCAUUGUCAUUUUAAUCAUCUGGCUCGUCUUCCGGAAGAAGGAGAAAAAGAAGUACGAGGAGGAGGAGACUCCAAAUGAGAUCAGGGAGGAUGCUGAGGCCCCCAAAGCCAAGCUAGUGAAGCCCAACUCCUUGUCCUCAUCCCGUUCCGGCAGUUCGCGUUCCGGUGCCUCCUCCACCCAGUCCAUGGUGCACAACAGCGCCCAGCGUGGUCACCGCCCCCGCCCACCUGCUGUUGCAGCCCUCAAGGAAAAUGGACAGCCUCCAGGCUUCCCUCAGUCCCCACCAGCCUACACUUCAGUGGUGCCCUCCAAGACCCCCGAGCCCCCUACCACUCCCAAAUUCAACUCCAGGAACAUGUCUGGGCCCACACCCCCAACCCUCAUGGUCCCUGCCCAGACCAAGGCCUUCCAGACUGUGUAGGACUGAAAGCCAACCCUUUCCUGCAGCCAUGUGAGACUCCCAUCCCUGCCCAGCACCUACACCCCCCUCCCAAAGACUAAGACUCUUCCAUAAACAAAGAAAUGCAACUAGUUAAAAGGAUGUAAUUAAAAGAAUCAAUACUAUAAGUCCAAAAGUACUUUUAAUGAAUGCAUACUUAAAAAGGGAAAAUAGAAAUGCUUGCCCCCUACUGAAUUACAUAAAACAACAAAACAAAAGAAAAAACAAGACCCGAGAUGCAACACUGUUUGUGUCUCAUGGCUAAGAGGCAGAAUUAAUUUUUUUUUAGUCCCUUCGUUUGGCUUCAGAAGGCACAGGGAAGCACCAUGUGCAGCGAGGUGGAAGGAGCCCCCCAGCAAAGCUUUUAUUUAUUUAUCAAAUCAAAGGGUUAGGCGUAAUGUGGAAAAAAAAGAGGAGAAAAAGGGAAACCGUGAAAGCUGGAUAAUAAAGUAGACCCAAACUC
Messenger RNA from Scomber japonicus (chub mackerel), 1805 nucleotides. It is a transcript of the gene clmpb, whose product is annotated as CXADR like membrane protein b. Lineage: Eukaryota; Metazoa; Chordata; Actinopteri; Scombriformes; Scombridae. The coding region runs from base 149 to 1324 and encodes 391 amino acids. The transcript is spliced from 8 exons. Gene Ontology annotation, cellular component: cell surface; membrane; cytoplasmic microtubule. The record is from RefSeq and is a predicted model, not a curated record.